AUGGCCCUUUUUCAUUGCGGCCACUCCAUAAUUGUUAAAGGGCUAGAGAGAGUAAAAGAAUCUUACAUUGGUUCUUCGGGAAUUACGACCUCCAAUGUGUGCUUCAAUGAUCGAAGGAAAGGUUUUCCAAGGAAUAAAAGGCUCAUGCAUCGCUGCAGCUCUCCUACAUCAACAUCUUCCAAUCAGACAGUCGGAUGGGCUGACAAAGAUAUAGAACAGAAUGGAACAUGGUAUGAAAACAAGAAGUUGCAGUUUGGUUACCUGAUCAGCGAUGCAAAUUGGCAAGUGAGGAGGAUGAUGGAGACGCUGGAUGAAAUGAGGAGAGUGGCAGAUGUCCAAGCUGAGGCAUUCUAUGAGCCCGCGUUCCUGUUCGAUGAUUUGUUCUUCCAAUUCUUUAAGGCUGAAGUUCUUUCAGGGCUUAUAUACAGGUUAAGGAACUCACCCCCUGACAGGUAUGCUUGUUUGGUGGCAGAACCAAGAAAUGCUCCUCAGGGAUCAGAGAAAGAACUUAUUGGAGUAGUUGAUGUUACAGUCCAGAGGGAGGAUUCUGUUCUCCAUCACCUUCCAGGGGCAGAAGAGUAUCUCUACGUAUCGGGAAUUUCUGUUUCAACCAAAUACAGGAGACAGAAAGCGGCCACCACAUUACUGAAAGCAUGUGAUGUGCUCUCUACCAUAUGGGGUUUUCAGUACCUCGCCCUUAGAGCUUAUGAAGAUGACCAUGGUGCCCAAAAACUUUACUCAAAUGCAGGUUACAGAGUUGUGUCAGUAGAUCCACCAUGGAUGAGCUCCUGGAUUGGACGCAGGAGACGCGUAUUGAUGGUUAAGUAAUCCCAUCGAGCAGAUCAGAAAGUUGCUUCAGGAGACCCUCCAUGGCUCCGAGACGUAUGUCCUCGAGAUUAAAGCCAGAACUAUGAUGUUGUCUAAUUGUUCGAACUUCGAACCUGUAAUUAUUGGAAUAUGUACAAAUGUAUUCACAGAGAAGGGGAGGGAGAGAGGCAAUGGAGCACGGCGAGCAAGAGAGGAGGAUUCAUGUUACACGAUAUUUGAAGAGUAUUUUAUAUAUCCACAUUAUAACA
Messenger RNA from Andrographis paniculata, 1076 nucleotides. RefSeq lists its product as uncharacterized. Gene Ontology annotation, cellular component: NatA complex; cytoplasm. Bases 1 to 828 code for a protein of 275 amino acids. Gene Ontology annotation, biological process: mitotic sister chromatid cohesion. The record is from RefSeq and is a predicted model, not a curated record. NCBI's taxonomy places the organism in Eukaryota, Viridiplantae, Streptophyta, Magnoliopsida, Lamiales, Acanthaceae. Gene Ontology annotation, molecular function: N-acetyltransferase activity. The transcript has 3 exons.